AUGAUUGGGUGGAGCACGCCACCAAAAGGCGCCGGCCGUGCUGCAUCUCACACCCACUCGAUCCUGUGCUCCAUUGCCUCUUUUUUAAGUUGCCGCUCCCACGCCUCCGCCACUCGCCCGCCCCGCAGAACCCUCUUCCUCCUCACCCCCAGAAUGUCGACUCCAGAGGCGCCCGAGGCUGCGUCUGCCCCAGCCCCGGAAAUCCCCGACUCGGAUGCGGAGGUGUAUGCUGCCUCUGCUGCGGAAAACGCGCUGCCAAGCGACAAGCAAACCCCGUCCGCCCCGGAUGAUCUCUCCGCGCUGUCGGAAGCACUAGACGCGGCCGUGCUCGAAGAGAAAAACGCAGAUGCACACAAAGUCAUCGCAGGUGGAGAUGCGCCCCCCGCUGACCCCGCGGAGGACACGCCCACCCUCUCCAAGGAGGAGAUGGUCGAGGAGGCCUUGGCAUGCCCCUGCAUUGCCGCCAUGAGGGACGGGCCAUGCGGUGACGCCUUCACGUCGGCAUACCGUUGCUUUUUGGAGAGUGAAACUGAGCCCAAGGGCAUGAAUUGUAUUGACUCAUUUUCCGCAAUGCAGACGUGCAUGGUCGCUCAUCCGGAAGACUACCCGGUAGAUGAGGAUGGCGAUCCAAACCUGGCAGAAGGGAAAAUGGAGCAGCCUGAUGUGGCAGAAACAAAGUCGGCGGAAGGUGCCGACGUGCAGCAGACCCAGCCGCAAACCGCCGAGGUGUCGUCUUCACGUUGA
Messenger RNA from Chondrus crispus (carragheen), 744 nucleotides. RefSeq lists its product as hypothetical. Gene Ontology annotation, molecular function: protein-disulfide reductase activity. Bases 1 to 744 code for a protein of 247 amino acids. The record is from RefSeq and is a predicted model, not a curated record. The transcript has a single exon. Gene Ontology annotation, cellular component: mitochondrial intermembrane space. NCBI's taxonomy places the organism in Eukaryota, Rhodophyta, Florideophyceae, Gigartinales, Gigartinaceae. Gene Ontology annotation, biological process: protein import into mitochondrial intermembrane space.